GCCCGAGGCCCAACAGAGAAAGCCCAUUGGGCUCAAUCCUUCCUCUCCACUUCCGGUCUUUCGUCCCUUUUCUCACUGCUCCAAAUACCCAAAACCCCCGCUCGCGGCUGAGAACGUCAUCCGUCGCUAAUGGCGGGCGUUCUCACUCGCUGCACCGUCUUCUCUCUCCCUCCUCGCCCUGCAAAAGCCACCGUGUCUCUUUCGCAGCCGUUGCCGCAGCCUCCUCUCACCACCACCGCUCACAAACCCUCGAAGCUAGUGAAGCGAAGGAACCACCUCCGCCCCAAAAUCCUCAAGACCCUCGCUAAACCCUACGCCCCUGUCCGAACUCCCGAGGAACCCCAGUCGGACGCCGUCAUUCCGGUACCGUCCUCCGAAACCCUACGCGACAUCGUCGAAGCGGAGUCUCCGGGAGAAGAAGAAGCUUCUCAGGUCUCGGAGAGCGUAGGCGUUGGUCCUGAGCUCGGCAGCGUUGCCGGGAAAUUAUCGGCCAGGUCCGUGAUAAAGUUCGGCGCUUAUUUGGUCGUGAUUUUUUUGUUCCAGACGAUUUGUGCUGUUUGGGUGUUUGGCAGCAAUGGCUCCGAUUCUGCUGGUGAAAGUAAGGAGAGAACUUUGGUGAAUGGGGAAGGGAGGGCGGUCUCGGAGAAGUUGCCGUCAAGAAUGAGGAAUGUGGUUUAUUUGGAUGAGUCUGACUUGGAGAAGAGGAUCGAGGAGAUAAGGUCGAUGGCUAGGGAGGCACGGAGGAGCGAGAAAAGAGGACUGAAGAGGGAAGAUACAGGGGAUGGUGAGAGCGAUGAUGGCCAUGAUGAUGAUGAUGGUGAGGUGAUUCCUGAUAGCCGGACGGCUAUCAAGAAGGAGAUUGGUUCUCGGUUGGAUAAGCUGCAAAAGAAACUGGGCCCGGUUCAGAAAUCACCAGGUCUAAGUAAAAAUGUGCCGCUCGGGGGAGCUAGUAGUUUGAUGUUCAAGAAAAAGUUAAAGUUUCGAAGCCCUUUCGUGGAGAAAUCUAGUGCUAAUCUGAAGGGGUUUCAGCCGUUACAAGACAAUGGUAAAACAAAGAAGAAAAGCAGUAGUGAAGUCAACGUGGAAGGGCAGAAUGGAGGUCUUAAUCAUGGUGUCGUGGAAUCAUCAAACGGAGAAAAGUGGGAGGAACUGGUUGAUGGUAAGAGAUAUGGCGGUCUUUCGAAAGAUAUUAAACUAGAAGGUGAUGAAACCAUCGUUCUCACAGAGAUGCAGAAUGAUUCGCAUAAUGAUGGGGUAGGCGAAGGGCAAUCUUUUCCUCGUGAGGAUGAAGAAGUUGGAGAUACUCAAAGCAGAACUGGCAUUUUUGACGAUGCUAGUGGGAAAAGGAGUUCAGUUGGAGGAGCAAACUUGAGAACAACUGGAAAUUUCGGGUUGCAGAGUUUUCGAAGCUUUGGGGAAGAAAAGGAGGAGGCUACGAGAAGAUCUGCUGGUCAAGAUGUAAAUAGUAUCAAUGGCACAUUGAAGCAUGAAGAAAUUAAAGCCGCAUCUUCGAGCAAGAGAGUCAAGGAUAAGCAAUCAGAUAAAAACGGACAGUUUUGGUGGUUGAAGCUUCCUUGUGUUUUUGCUAUUCUCAUGCGUAGAGGCUCUGAUUUGGAAGAACCAGGUGGAUUCUUUACGGUAAAGACUGGUCCAGAGGACAGUGAUGCUUCUUCCUACACAGUUGCUUUCGAGGACCGUUUUGAUGCCAACAAUUUCUGCAUUUUGCUUGAGUCCUUCUUCGAGGAGCUGGGUGAUUUCAAUGCUGACAUUGUACCUCUAUUGAGAAAAGAGCUUCAAGAGGCCAUGAAAGAAAAGACCAUGAAAAUGGUGGUUGUGAGGAAGGGGCAGCUUAAGCUUUACGCUGGACAGCCGUUUUCUGAUGUUGAGCUGGCCUUGCAGUCUUUGGUUGAAGAAAGCUUGAGGGAGUGAAUUGAAGUACAUAAAAAAUUCGACCCGGUGGUUUUCCCAAUCCGCCAUUGAACAUUGCUGAACAGAGCUUCCCAUUCCGAGAUUCUUUUCUCUUCUGCUGGUUGGGAAUUUGCAAGAUGGCCGAGCUCUCCUUCGCCAAUAAUCUCUCUUUCAGCUCAUCGUGCUUUUGAAUUUUGGAAAUCCAAAGGGUCCAAGCACAGGGCAAGCCUUGUCUGGGGCCAACUUGAUUUUGAAUAUUCAAAAGCAUCAUGCGGUGGAGGAGAGAUAAUUGGGCAAGGGGAUCUCAGCCAUCUUGUAAAUUCACUCUGGAUCAGCAACACGCAAUGAUGGAUUUAGAAAAUCGCUAUGUCCAAUUACAUCUGGCGAGGUGGCUGGCAGCAUCGGCAUGCUAUGGUCUCGUUGGUAUGGCCUGGUUCUUGUUACCAGAUAUUUUCAGUUUUGGGUUUCGCAUGUACACCGGUUGAAAUUCCUCAAAUUCAGUUGAGCAGCAAUUCUCUGUCAAAUCAAAUCUACUGAGGUUUGGAGUUCCUAAAACUUACGACUGUU
Rhodamnia argentea is the source of this 2475-nucleotide messenger RNA. RefSeq lists its product as uncharacterized. The transcript is spliced from 4 exons. NCBI's taxonomy places the organism in Eukaryota, Viridiplantae, Streptophyta, Magnoliopsida, Myrtales, Myrtaceae. The coding region runs from base 130 to 1929 and encodes 599 amino acids. The record is from RefSeq and is a predicted model, not a curated record.